Messenger RNA from Saprolegnia parasitica CBS 223.65, 1253 nucleotides. The record is from the annotation of a RefSeq genome assembly. Lineage: Eukaryota; Oomycota; Saprolegniomycetes; Saprolegniales; Saprolegniaceae.
AUGGCAUCUUCCAGCAGCAACCACCUCACGCUCGGCCUCGCCAUCACAGCCGUCACGCUCGCAUGGGCGAGCACGGUCGGCGUCGUCGUCAGCCUCUACUUGCAGCGCUCGUCGGCGUCCGCGGCCCCGACCAAGCCCGAGGUCCGCGCCCGCGAACACUCGAUCUUGAACAAGGGCGACGCCAAGGUCAUGGACAAGCAGAACCUCGUCGACGUGCACAUUGCGGAUAUCCGCCCGCUCUUGCCGCCGGCGUGCUUGCUCGAGGAGAUCCCACGCACGGUGCGCAUUGCGCGGACGGUCAACAAGGGCCGACAGAGCGUCGCCAACGUCCUGCGCCGCGUCGACGACCGCCUCGUCGUCGUCGUUGGCCCCUGUUCGAUCCAUGAUGUCAAGGCCGCCAAGGAAUAUGCCAACAAGCUCAAGCCGCUCUGUGAUGCGCUCGAGAAGGACCUUGUCAUCAUCAUGCGCGUGUACUUUGAGAAGCCGCGGACGACGGUCGGCUGGAAGGGCUUGAUCAACGACCCGGACAUUGACGGCACGUUCAACAUCAACAAAGGCCUCCGCCUCGCCCGUGAGCUCCUCGCCGACAUCAACGAGAUGGGCCUUCCGGCGGGCUGCGAAUUUCUGGAUACGAUUUCGCCACAGUUCUUUUGCGACCUUGUGAGCUGGGGUGCGAUUGGUGCGCGCACGACGGAAUGCCAGCUCCACCGCGAGCUCACGUCUGGUCUCUCGAUGCCGAUUGGCUUCAAGAACGGCACGGGCGGGUCGUUGCAGCUGGCUGUCGACGCCGUCGUCUCGGCCGCGCACCCGCACUGCUUCCUCGGCGUGAGCUCCCACGGUCUCGCAGCCAUUGUUCACACCAACGGCAACGACGCUUGCCAUGUGAUUUUGCGCGGUGGCAGCACAGGUCCCAACUACGCCAAGGAACACGUCGACAAGGUGGCGGGUCUUCUCAAGAAGGUGCACCAGUCGGAAAACAUCAUGGUCGACUGCUCCCAUGGCAACUCGAACAAGAACCACAUGAACCAAGCCGUCGUCUGCGCCGACGUGGUAGACCAUAUCAAAAACACGCUGCCAUCGUUGCCCUUAUGCUCGAGUCCAACCUCGUCGAAGGCGCGCAGAAGCUCGUGCCCAACAUGCCGCUCGAGUACGGCAAGAGCAUCACUGACGCGUGCAUUAGCUGGGACGACACGGUCGCUGUCCUCCAUCAGCUCGCAGAGGCCGUCCGCGCGCGCCGAGCGACCAAGAAGUGA